Molecule: messenger RNA, 2044 nt
Organism: Nematolebias whitei (Rio pearlfish)
Lineage: Eukaryota; Metazoa; Chordata; Actinopteri; Cyprinodontiformes; Rivulidae
Product: TBC1 domain family member 12
Exons: 13
Coding region: 35-2044 (669 amino acids)
Source: RefSeq, a predicted model, not a curated record
UGGCAGCCCGGGGUGUGGAAGUCCUGAGUUGGACAUGGAGCUGCUGGCCACCCGGAUCCUGGGCCAGAAGCUCUCUUUGUGCGACUGUAAGGAAGUGAAAGUGGCCAACGGUGAUUUGCACACCUUGAACCCGGCUGAGUGGUCGGGUUCAGGCUUCGUCAACAGAGACUUUGGGACAAGGCAGGACAAGGAGCCCGGGUGGGGUUAUGGUCAGAGCGACUCCAGUGGACAGUUGGACCUUCAGGAGCAGGAAGCAUCACCUGCUGAUGAGCCUCCUUACUCUCCUCCUUCAGCCAGGACUUCCUGCACCCCAGGAUCAAGUGCCAAACUCCCCCCACCCUGCCAAUCAAGCCUGGUUUCUGAACCCAGCACCCUGGAGGAGGACAAUUUUAGCGAGCUCUAUGUACCCAUCAGGCCUCAGAGUCUCAGGACUAAUCCCAAUAUUUCACUGUCCCUCAGUUGUGAUGCCACCCCCUUGUCCCCAGAUGAAGAUGGGGUUUUUUACUUUGAGCAGGAGAGGUAUGACGAAGACCUGCGCACCGUUUUGGACUCAGGCCGGCGUCAGAGCGCUCCGGACCCCCUGAGUGAACAAACAGACAACCCGGACCAUAAGGUGAUGCCCAAGAGGUUCGGCAUAGCUGAUUUCUUCACCAGGAGCUUGUUUACUAGGAAAGCCAAAGAGUCCAAGUCAACUUCCCAUAAUGCAACAGGAUGGAGACUGUUUGGCAAGACAGCAGCUCCAGAGGAUGAUCAAAUCAAAGAGGUUGCCUCUCUGUCAACUCCUCAGCAGGAGGAGGUGAAGGACUUUGGAGUGUCCUCGUGUUCUCAGCACCCUCCGGCUGCAGGAAGAAGGAAGAACCUGGAUUUUGAGCCUCUGUCCACCACAGCUCUCAUCUUGGAGGAUCGACCAAUAAAUCUGCCUGCCAAGUCUGUGGAGGAAACUCAGAGACACAAAUUGGAGUAUGAAGAGAUGGUGGCAGGAGCUAAGAGGAGAGAGAUCAAAGAAGCUCAGAAGAAGAAGCGUCAGAUGAAGGAGAGACAUCGACAGGAGGACAGCAUCUCCAAUGCCAUGGUCAUCUGGAACAAUGAGAUCCUGCCUAACUGGGACACCAUGAAGGGAACGAGACGAGUCCGAGAACUGUGGUGGCAAGGGCUUCCUCCUGGUGUCAGAGGACGUGUGUGGAGCCUCGCCAUCGGCAACGAGCUCAACAUCACACCAGAACUGUAUGAAAUCUUCUUAUCCAGAGCCAAAGAGAAAUGGAGGAGUUACAGCGAGACGAGCUCCGUGAACGACAAUGAGAGUGAUGGAGGAGCGUCAUUGGCUGACAGAGAGUCUAGUCUGGACCUCAUUAAACUGGACAUUUCUAGAACUUUUCCAUCUCUCUUUAUCUUCCAGAAGGGUGGUCCGUACCAUGACCUGCUCCACAGUGUUUUGGGGGCCUACACCUGUUACAGACCCGACAUUGGCUACGUUCAGGGAAUGUCGUUCAUCGCUGCAGUUCUAAUCUUGAACCUGGAGGAGGCCGAAGCCUUCAUCACCUUCGCCAACUUACUCAAUAAACCGUGUCAGAUGGCCUUUUUCAGAGUUGACCAUGAUCUGAUGUUGAAAUAUUUUGCAGCCUUUGAGAUUUUCUUUGAGGAGAAUCUGCCACGUCUCUUCAGCCACUUCCAAACCAGCAACCUGACCCCUGACCUUUAUCUGAUUGACUGGAUCUUCACUCUGUACAGUAAGUCACUCCCUCUGGAUGUGGCGUGUCGAGUCUGGGACGUCUUCUGCCGAGACGGGGAGGAGAGUUUGUUUCGGACGGGGCUGGGCAUCCUGCGUCUGUACGAGGACGUCCUGAUGCAGAUGGACUUCAUCCACAUUGCUCAGUUCCUCACCCGCCUCCCUGAGGACCUGCAGCCCCAGACACUCUUCAGCUCUAUGGCCAACACUCACAUGAUCAGCAGGAACCGCCGCUGGGCUCAAGUGUUUUCUGCUUUGAUGAAAGAUGGAAACAAUAAAGAAUUGGAGAAAACUGGCAGCCCAGCUUUAAGAAGCUAA